UGCAAUUGAAAGGAUCCACAUCUGUCUUGGUGAGGUAUAUAGAAGAUUUUCCAUGUGCCGAGUAAAAAUUAUGUGCUAGCGAGGAUUGACCGGCGGGAUACCGAGCAAAGUGACCACGGGCACGGUUGGCUAGAUUCCUCGAUGACGAAAAAGACUGCUACCAGAGUAGUACCCAAGUUGUGAGAGGAAGAAGCAGAGUCGCGCACGGCGGCCAUGGCGUCUGGAGGAGGAAGCAGCGGUGGAGGUGUGGAGUGGCACGUUAGGCCUCCGAAUCCCAAAAAUCCAAUCGUCUUUUUCGAUAUAACCAUCGGUUCCAUCCCCGCCGGCCGUAUCAAAAUGGAACUCUUCGCUGAUAUUGCUCCUAAAACUGCCGAAAAUUUCAGACAGCUAUGCACCGGCGAAUACAGGAAAGCAGGGCUGCCUGUUGGUUACAAGGGUUGCCAAUUUCAUAGGGUUAUUAAAGAUUUUAUGAUUCAAGCUGGAGAUUUUCUUAAGGGUGAUGGUAGUGGAUGUACUUCCAUAUAUGGCCAUAAGUUUGAAGAUGAAAAUUUCAUUGCCAAGCACACUGGUCCUGGGCUUCUAUCAAUGGCAAACAGUGGUCCAAAUACCAAUGGUUGUCAGUUUUUUAUCACGUGCGCGAAAUGUGAGUGGCUUGAUAAUAAGCAUGUUGUAUUCGGGAGGGUACUUGGAGAUUGUCUUCUCGUUGUUCGGAAGAUCGAGAAUGUGGCUACAGGACCAAACAACCGGCCGAAAUUACCAUGCAUUAUAGCUGAGUGUGGGGAAAUGUAAAACUAGUAAUUCAUUUUACACAUUUGCUGAGGAAGACUACCCAUAAACGAAAUUGCUGUAAAACUUUUAGUUUUUUUUUAACAAUCUUAUUAUAGGUUCCGAUUGUAUCUGCUCUUUUUGAGGCAAUGACUAGUCCUUCCCCAAUCUAUAAAUAAGAGUAUAAUGCACUUUAGCACAUCCGAACUCACAUUCUUCUGUAUUGACAAGUUAAGAUUUAAUAAAAAUUUUAGAACUUAUUUACUCUAA
Molecule: messenger RNA, 1035 nt
Organism: Gossypium arboreum
Lineage: Eukaryota; Viridiplantae; Streptophyta; Magnoliopsida; Malvales; Malvaceae
Product: peptidyl-prolyl cis-trans isomerase CYP22
Exons: 8
Coding region: 214-789 (191 amino acids)
Biological process (GO): protein peptidyl-prolyl isomerization; protein folding
Cellular component (GO): intracellular membrane-bounded organelle
Molecular function (GO): peptidyl-prolyl cis-trans isomerase activity
Source: RefSeq, a predicted model, not a curated record